This is a messenger RNA of Gryllus bimaculatus (two-spotted cricket), 1962 nucleotides long. The record is from the annotation of a GenBank genome assembly. Lineage: Eukaryota; Metazoa; Arthropoda; Insecta; Orthoptera; Gryllidae.
AUGGCAGAAUUUGUGGAAUUUCAAACGGAGGAGAUGAUCCCCGAAUUGGAACAAUUAGAACAAUUCCGAAUAUUCAAUGAAGCUGAAAUUCGCAAAAUUAUAAAAUCGAGAAAAAGAUUUCAGUACAAGAUUCAGAGACAAACAAAAAACUUGGAAGAUUAUGUACAAUACAUCCAAUAUGAAAUGAAUUUGCUAAUGUUGGUGAAGACUCGGAGGAAGAAGCUUGGGCUUGUUGAGAAGAAGCAUAAUCAAGUGGAUAUGAUUGUUGCCCGUCGUGUCAAUAAAUUAUUUGAACAUGCUCUUAAUAGAUUUAGCAGAGAUAUUAAUUUAUGGUUAUCGUACAUGAAAUUUUGUAAGCAAAUUAAGAUUUUUAAGGUUAAUGUGAGCAACAAGUUGAUUACCAUGUUAGGUGUUCAUAGCUCCAAACCAAGUUUGUGGAAACUUGCUGCAGAUUGGGAAUUUGAAGAAAACGAAUCAAUUGAAAAUGCUAUCCAAUUCAUUAUGAGAGGUUUGAGACACCAUCCGACCUCCAAAUUGCUCUUUGAAGAGGCUUUUAGGUUGGAAUUGAUUUAUUCAGAAAAGAAACAGAAGGAAAUGGCAUUUGAGGGUUCAAAACUUCACCCAGGAGAGAAAGAAAAUGAUUCCUGUUCAUCUGUAAAUCCUGAUUCUCUUCAAAGUGGGGAUGCUAAUUCUUCAGGACAGCCACACAUUUCUGAAAGCCAUGUGUUGCAGUGGAAGGAUGCAAUACAAGAUCCUGUAGACUCGAUAGAUCCUGUUAUUGGUUGUCAAAAUGCCAAAUUUAUUUAUGAAAAUGCUAUUAAAAGGAUUCCGGAAGCUUCUUUUCUAAUUAGUUUUUUCAAUAUUGCAAAACAUUUUGAUUUUACUGAAAAACUACAGUCAGAAAUGAUGAAAGAUUUGUUGAUACAUUUUUCAGAUGAUGAACUGACUUGGGAUACAUUAGCUCGUCUUGAAUUGAAAGGUACUCACUUUGCUUCAGAUCAUUUUUCAAGUAUGGAGGAAGGUAAAAUUGAAACAAACGAAAAUUCUGUUCCCCAUCAAGCUGCAAAAACUGAGAGUGAAAAAGUUCAUUAUAUGCGAAUCAGACGCUGCUUUACUGUAUAUCAAAAUGGGUUAAAGCACUUAAAUACAGAACGAAUGUGGGAGCUGUAUUUGGAUGCGUUAAUAGAAAUUAAUCAAGAUAUUAGAAUUCUAAAGAAGGUCAAGAGAAAGCUGUUGUUUUCUGCUUUCCAGAGUGCUCAUGAUGCAGAUCGUUUGCAAGAAAAGCAUUACAUACAGUGGGCUGACAUGGUUGGAAUUGGCACAGAAAAUUUAUCAGUAGUUUUAUGUAAGGCUACUGAAAAGUUUCCCUCUAGUACAGAAUUGUGUGAAUUGCUGCUGCGUCAUUAUAUGUUGCAAGAUCAAGACCAAAAUGUCAUGGACGUAUUCAAACGUGGUACUGCUUCCUUGGGAAAUAAUGAAUCUCUUUCUAUUUGGAAAAUGGUAAUUCAGUACUGGAAAACAAAGUCUGUGGAUAAAGUUAAGGAACUUUUUGAAGAUGGUAUGAAACAAGGACCUUCUGUUUCAUCUGCUUUGAAGCAAAUGUAUUUGGAGUGGAUUGUUUCAGUGAAAGGAAUAAAGGCUGCUCGUACAAUGUAUGAUGCAUUGUGUUAUCAGCCUCCAUUCUGUUUUGAUAUUCAUAAGAAAAUGAUAGAAUUGGAAAGUCUUCAACCAAAAGUGAAAAUGACUCGAAUUACAAGGUGUUUUGAAUUUGCUUGUGACCAGUUUGGCAAGCAUGAUAUUGGUGUCUGGAUGGAGUAUGUAAAAUUUGAAGUUAAAAAAGGGGAUCCAAAAAAGGUUAAAGAAAUUCACCAGCGGGCAUUAAAAACUCUUGAUAAAGAACUUAUUCAACAGUUCAUUAGUGUUUUCUGUGAAUAUUGGGCUGUUCAUAAACUUGAAGAUUAA